AUGUUCAUGCAGAAACUCAUCUCAUGUUUCUCCUCUCAGGUGUCAACUGACAGCCUAACAACAGAUCUAUUAGAGGUGAUCCUGUCACACCUGGCUUUAACCUUUGCUUUACUUCUGGCUGCUCUCGCCGCCCUCAGCUGGUACAUCAGAGAUUCCUACAAGGUCGAUGGCUUCAACCAGAAGCAUGUGUUCAUCACAGGCUGUGACAGCGGCUUUGGGAAUCUGCUGGCUAGACAGCUGGAUCAAAAAGGUUUCCACGUCAUAGCUGCGUGUCUCACGGAGGAAGGUGCAGCAGCUUUGGCAUCCAAGGCCUCCCCCAGACUGAAGACCCUCCUGUUGAACGUUACAGACAGUGAGAGCAUCAGGAGGGCGGUGGAGUUUGUGAGCAGAGAGGUCAGAGAGCGAGGUCUGUGGGGGCUGGUGAACAACGCCGGCAGGUCCAUACCGAUCGGCCCAACAGAAUGGAUGCAGUUAGAGGAUUUCACAAAGGUUUUGGAUGUGAAUCUGGUCGGAGUCAUUGAAGUGACCCUCCAGUUUCUGCCACUCCUGAAGAAAGCACAGGGUAGGGUGGUAAAUGUGGCCAGUAUUCUGGGCAGACUGGCGCUCACAGGUGGAGGCUACUGCCUUUCCAAGUGGGGAGUGGAAGCCUUCUCCGACAGCCUCAGGAGGGACAUGCAACACUUUGGCAUCAAAGUGAGCAUUAUUGAACCUGGUUUCUUCAAGACAGCCGUGACCCGGCUGGAUCUUAUUGAAGCCGACCUGAGGAGGCUGUGGGCCCGCGUCCCUCAAGAUGUUAAAGACUCCUAUGGAACGACAUACUUUGACGACUAUUUGAAAGCUCAGGACUUCUCUAUGGGCUUGUUGUGCAGCCCAGACAUCUCCAAGGUGACCAGGUGUAUGGAGCACGCCUUGACUGCCUGUUUCCCACGCACACGUUACGGUGCAGGGUGGGAUGCCAAAUUUUUCUGGAUUCCUCUGUCCUACCUCCCGUCAUUUGUGUCAGAUUUUGUCAUAAGUGUGCUUCUUCCUCGACCUAAAGAUGAGACGAAGUCCAGCAAGCAGCACAUAAACUAAAAGGACUGUAAAGUAGCCUGUGUGACACAGAUGUUUCCUCCUGUCAGCAGUGUAAGAAAACACAAAACUAGGAGGAAAUGAAAUAUAUUGUGGCAAUAAGGGGAAAAAAAACUGUCAAGACUGUGUUACAAAAUAGGAAAUUUAUUCAUUCAUGUCUCAGCAGCAGCAAUUUAAACCCUAUGGGCAUCUUCUGGAUGAUCACAGAUACAGUUUUUUUUUUUUAUUGAUGAUACAAAAUAAAUCAUUCUGUAAGUUAAGAAUUUAUUCACCGUGUUUAUAAAAUGACAUCUGCAUCCUCAGGUCACAUGUUGCUCUUCAAGAUAAUCAACUACAUAAAUUCAUUUCCAUGAAACAGACAUGGGCACGUUCAAGUAUUGCUCCAAAAACAAUUUUGGCCAUUGUUCCAAUAUCAUUACUAAAAAAAAAAAUCAUGUUGAUUCAAAGUCACAAAGCCAAGGAUGGUAAAGGUAGAAAUGCGUUUGAUUAAGUACAAUUAGCAUGCUUCGCACACAUAUUUUAGCUCAUGCAUCUGUUUAUAAUGGAGAACAUAUCUUUGAAAAAUUAAUGGCAUAAGUUAAAAUCCAAUUUAUUUUGUGUUUAUUUUGUUUGUUUUUCAGCCCUGAAGGUACGUGAGGUAUAUAAACAUGAAAGAUGAAAUAAAUACAUCUUCAGUUUUUGUUCAGUGGCAAAAAAAAAAAAAAUCAUUAUCACAUUUCUCUAAUCACCUUCAAUGAUAUAAGUACUGUACAUUCAGAAUGCAGCUCAUCUUUUUUAUGUGUUAUUGUGUUUAAGUGGAACUAUUCAUAAGAUCUAUUUCAAAUAGUCUGAAGAUAUCUCUGACAAAAUCUUACUGUUCAAAUUUACAAAUAUACAACAUAUUUAUUAACAUUUCUAUCAGCAGCUUCAGUGCAAAGAUAUACAUAUAGUACAUCGGAAUAAAGAAAAAAACAUUAACACAAGAAUUGGCAUAAGAAAUGUCAGAAGGCAUAGUCGCAGAAGACUGUUUUCUUCAUUCUAUAGACGUGUGUGUCUCUUACCUAAAACAAUUUGAGUUUUGUACACAGGCUGCAUAAAAAAAUAAAUUCUGUGCAAAGUGUG
Messenger RNA from Thunnus maccoyii (southern bluefin tuna), 2172 nucleotides. RefSeq names its product retinol dehydrogenase 1 (gene rdh1). Lineage: Eukaryota; Metazoa; Chordata; Actinopteri; Scombriformes; Scombridae. Bases 1 to 1074 code for a protein of 357 amino acids. The record is from RefSeq and is a predicted model, not a curated record. The transcript has 6 exons.